AAUUUAUUGUCUUCUUAUUAUAUAGCAAGUAUUGUAUCGAAAAUUCAUACCCGUUACGAUAAGUUAAGAUGGCUCAGAUGACAAUAGACCCACAAGGUGAGAAAAUUGAAUCUUUUGUACUGUUGAGUGGUCACAAGAUUCCUGCUAUUGGUUUGGGCACUUGGAGAGCUCAUAAUGCUAGGGAUUCUGUUUUUACUGCUAUUCUUGAGGCUGGCUAUAGGCAUGUCGACACAGCGGCAGAGUACGGAGUCCAAGAUGAGGUUGGUCAUGGAAUCAAGGCAGCUAUACAUACAGGAGUAGAGAGAUCAACCUUAUUUAUCACAUCUAAACUAUGGUGUUGUGAUUUGUCAACGGAGAGAGUUCGACCUGCAUUGAUGAAGACACUCAAUGAAUUGCAACUGGAUUAUCUUGAUCUCUAUCUGAUUCAUUGGCCCUUCCGUCUCAAGGACGGAGCAAGUAGACCACCAAAAGCAGGGGAAGUGUCUGACUUCGAUUGGGAAGGUGUUUGGAUAGAAAUGGAGAAGUUAGUUAAAGAUAAACUCGUACGAGAUAUUGGAGUCUGUAAUUUCACUGUUAAGAAACUUAAUAAGCUUUUAGAUAUUGCAGAGAUAAUGCCUUCUGUAUGCCAGAUGGAGAUGCACCCUGGAUGGAGAAAUGAAAAAAUGUUGGAAGCGUGCAAGAAAAAUAAUAUUCACGUCACAGCAUAUUCACCUUUGGGUUCGCGAGAAGUUGAUCUAAUUCAUCAUCCAGUAGUAGAGAGAGUAGCAGGGAAGUUAAAUAAAACGGCGGGGCAGGUUCUAGUGAGGUGGGCUAUACAAAGAGGAACGAGUACGAUUCCAAAAUCAGAUCACUCAGAAAGAAUAAAAGAGAACAUUAAAGUGUUUUCAUGGGAAAUUCCAGAAAAAGAUUUCCAAGCUAUUUGUGAUAUCCCAGAUCAGAUGCGAGUGUUAGAUGGGGAAGAAUUGUUUGUGAACAAGAGUGAUGGGCCUUACAAGAGCGUAGCAGAUAUUUGGGACCACGAAAUCUAAUCAAGUUUUUUCUUCAGUUUGGCUUUGUUUUUAGUAUAUUUCUUUGGUCCUUAUUAGCUUUUAAUUUAAUAAUAAGAUGAUAUGUUGUAGUUGAACGAUAAUAGUGGGUAAAUCGGAAACCAAAAUAAAUUAUGUUAUGCAUUCUCUCGUUCUUUUCGAGUUAUGUAAUUUAGUCUUAUCAUUGUUGGAAUAACAAAUAGUGCUACAUUCGGGGCUCUUGUUAUAGCCAAA
This is a messenger RNA of Solanum lycopersicum (tomato), 1259 nucleotides long. RefSeq names its product aldose reductase. The record is from RefSeq and is a predicted model, not a curated record. NCBI's taxonomy places the organism in Eukaryota, Viridiplantae, Streptophyta, Magnoliopsida, Solanales, Solanaceae. Gene Ontology annotation, cellular component: cytosol. Gene Ontology annotation, molecular function: aldose reductase (NADPH) activity.